This is a messenger RNA of Aspergillus bombycis, 1056 nucleotides long. Its product is annotated as class I SAM-dependent methyltransferase. The transcript is spliced from 3 exons. Bases 1 to 1056 code for a protein of 351 amino acids. Gene Ontology annotation, molecular function: methyltransferase activity. The record is from RefSeq and is a predicted model, not a curated record. Lineage: Eukaryota; Fungi; Ascomycota; Eurotiomycetes; Eurotiales; Aspergillaceae.
AUGGCCGAACAGCCGCCCGCCGCGAACACAGACUCAGCACCCCCUGAACGCAAUAUUCAGCGAACCGAGGACACCCUUCCGGUGUUAGAAGUCGAGGAAGAGGAGGAGGAUCCCUCACUGACAGAUUCCGCGCUCGGCAGCACCGGUAGCCCAAGCUACGCCACGUCCCUUCUCUCCGAGGUGAAGAACUACAAGUACGAGAACGGCCGUCGAUACCACUCCUACCGCGAAGGGCAGUGUGUGCUGCCAAACGACGAACAAGAACAAGACCGCGAGGACUUAUUACACCACGUUCGCAACCUGCAUUUCAGUGGAGAUCUCUUCCACGCCCCGAUCCCAGAGGAUGUCGAGCACGUUUUCGACAUUGGCACCGGCACAGGUAUCUGGGCCAUCGACUUCGCAGACACAUACCCCAACGCCCGAGUAAUCGGUACCGACCUCAGCCCCAUCCAACCCGCCUGGGUCCCUCCGAACCUCGAAUUCUUCGUCGACGACGUCGAAGCCCAAUGGACCUUCAAACGAAACUACUUCGACUUCAUCCGCGCAUGCGACCUUGGCGGUUCGAUCGCCGACUGGCCGAAACUGUUGCGUCAAGCCUAUGCGCAUAUGCAGCCCGGCGGAUGGCUGGAACUGUCCGACUUUGAGAUGGAGCAUUUCUCCGACGACGAUACACUUCACCUGGCGCCCUCACUGGGCGAGUUCUUCCGAUUGCUGAUUGACGCGAGCACGAAGUUUAACCGACCGAUGAAUGUGGCGGCAGAACAUCAGAAAAAGAUGAUAGACGCGGGGUUUACGGAUGUCAAGGAGAAGAUUUACAAAUUCCCAAUGGGUCCCUGGGCCAAAGAAAAGCGAUUGAAAGAAGCCGGUCGGUUCCAUCGCGAGGUCAUGAUUAUGAGUCUCGAGUCUUAUGCUCUUGCACUCUGCACUAGGGUCCUCGGCUGGUCUCCAGUGGAGGUGGCGGUUUUCCUGGCUUCUGUGCGAAAGGAACUGAGGGAUCCAAGGGUACAUAUCUAUGGCAAAUUCCAUGUUGUGUGGGGAAGGAGACCGACUGAGUAG